Messenger RNA from Leguminivora glycinivorella, 4114 nucleotides. RefSeq lists its product as uncharacterized. NCBI's taxonomy places the organism in Eukaryota, Metazoa, Arthropoda, Insecta, Lepidoptera, Tortricidae. Gene Ontology annotation, molecular function: nucleic acid binding. The coding region runs from base 502 to 3921 and encodes 1139 amino acids. Gene Ontology annotation, biological process: DNA integration. The record is from RefSeq and is a predicted model, not a curated record. The transcript has 3 exons.
UUCAUCCCAAAUGUCAAGUUACGGGGCGUACCCGAGUCUUAUGUACUGGCGGAUGAUGGUUCUGUAAGCGGACAGGUGCAGAUUCUAAUCGGAAACGACUACUACUUUAACAUUAUUUAUGAAACUAAGAUACAACUAGAUAGUAACUUGUUUCUAGUGGAUUCUGCCCUUGGAUGGAUAGUCAGUGGCAAGACGGAACCACAGCUUGAAGAGGAAUCAUAUGUAGUGACUUAUGCUCAAACUUGUAUUGAAACGAAGCUUCAUCAACCAGAUUCACCUCUUUGUGAUGGAGACAUUAAAAACCUUUGGGAAUUGGAAUGUAUAGGAAUUUGUGAUUCACCUAAAGCAACAAGAGAAGAAGAAGCUAUUAAAAAUUUUAAUGAAACUACAGUAAAAAUUAACAAUAGAUACACGGUAAGCUGGCCAUGGAUAACUUAUCCGCCUGACUUACCUAAUAACUUUGGAAUCGCCUUUGGGCGUCUGUCAAGUUUACUGAAGCGCAUGGACCAAGAAACCUUAAUGUCAUACGACGAUACAUUUAAACAACAAUUAGCUAAGGGUAUAAUAGAAGUCGUACCCACAUCAGGAACGUCAACUGGUAACGCUAUUCACUACCUACCCUUCCAUGGAGUACGUCAUCGAGGAAAACCUAUGCGAAUCGUGUAUGAUGCUAGUUCCAAGAGUAACAAGAACACCAAGAGUCUGAACGAGUGCUUAUACAGAGGACCACUCAUGCUUGAAGACCUUACAGGGUUACUCAUCAAAUUCAGGACACAUCACAUAGGAUUGACGUCCGACAUAGAAAAGGCGUUUUUACAGAUGGCAUUACACGAGAAGGAUCGUGACGUUACCAGAUUCUUAUGGCUUAAAGAUACCUCUAAACCAGUAUCUCAGGAUAACCUACUUUACCUAAGAUUCUGCAGAGUUCCAUUCGGCGUGAUAUCUUCACCGUUUCUACUGAAUGCGACUAUUAAAGAACAUUUAAAUAAUGCAGAAGAUCAGCAUGUCAGGCAGAAAGCGAAUGACAUAUACGUAGACAACUUUGUUUCAGGCUGUAGUACUACAGCUGAAGCAAUAGAGCUUUACAAAAGUUUAAAAGGAUCUUUUCAAGAUAUUUCAAUGUCACUCAGGGAUUGGAGUUCUAACUCCGAAGAAUUCAUGAAGAUGGUCCCUGAUACAUGUAAAGAAAACAAGAUAAAAGUACUUGGCUUAGACUGGGACAUAAAAAAGGACACCCUCCAGCUGAAGCCCAACCUCCAAGAGGAAGCAGUCACAAAAAGAGGAAUACUGAAGACUAUCGCAUCAAUUUAUGACCCGUGCGGUUACGCGGCACCUCAUACAUUAUCAGCUAAACUUUUUCUGCAAGGACUUUGGAAGGCCGGAGUAUCUUGGGACUCACCAUUAUCAAGCGAGCUAACAGAAGAGUGGAACAUCAUCCGACAGAACCUAGAAGUCAUAGGAAAGGUAUCGGUGGAUAGAUGUUACAUGAAGACACCAACGGAAGCGAAUUACCAACUACACUGCUUCACAGAUGCUUCACUACAAGCCUACGCAGCAUCGGUGUUUCUAGUCUGUGGCUCGAAGAAAAGCUUUAUCAUGGGUAAAUCCCGUCUGAUACCAACCAAGGAUCAAGAUAACCUCAAGAUACCCCGUCUAGAACUUCUGGGAGUACUGAUAGGCUGUAGACUGAUGAAGUUCGUCCUUAAGUUUCUGCAACAGAAAAUAGUAAGACAAGUCUUAUGGACCGAUAGUCAGAUUGUCAUCGAAUGGUGUAAGUCUAACAAACUACUUCCUCCCUUCGUUGCCAGACGAGUAGAAGAAAUCAAGACAAACAAAGACCUGGAGAUAAGAUAUCUACCAUCAAGCUUGAACCCAGCAGAUGUAGGCACAAGACCCCUUCGUGCAGAGGAGGAUAAGGAGAAAUGGCUGAAUGGUCCGCAGUUUAUAACAGAAGAUCCACAGAAAUGGCCAACCACAUCCGGCAGUGAGCCAACCAGUUCUCUUCUGACAGGGGAGGGUCUUGGGUUCCAAGAAGACAUAGAGAUGGUCGAUAAAGAAGAUCCAGUUGUUAAUGUCAACCCGAUGAAAACGGAGGAAAUUAUAACACCAAAUGAAGUGAUAGGAAAUAAUCAGUCAACAGACGACAAGCUUCAUAAAUUAAAAGAAAUUCAAGCUAAAUAUUUUCCUCUAGAGGUAGAAGGAAAAGAAACCAAUCUAAGUCGAAACUUAGGAGUAUUCAAGGACAUUGAUGACCUAUUGAGAUGCAAAGGUCGUAUGAAAAACGCAAACUGGUCGUUCGACAAACGAUACCCUAUACUCAUACCAAAAGAGUCAGAUUUCACGAAGGAAAUUAUAAUGAAAACUCAUCAAGAGAACAAACAUGUAGGUGUCAGCCACACGCUUGAUAAAAUAAGAGAAAUGUAUUGGAUUCCUCAAGGAAGAAGUAAAGUCCAACGGAUAUUAAAGGGAUGCCCUGAAUGUAUGAAACAUGAUGGAGGACCUUAUAGACUACCAGAAACCCCUGCUCUUCCUAAAGAGAGAGUCAAUUACAGCUCUCCUUUUACGUACGUUGGAACAGACUACCUGGGACCACUUCUAGUUAACAACGGGAAUGGCAGUUGUAAAAGAUGGAUUAGCCUUUAUACAUGCUUAGCGGUAAGAGCCAUUCACCUGGAAGUGGUAAAGGAUCUAACAGCGGAAGAAGGUCUUCUGGCCUUAAAAAGGAUGAUAUCAGCGAGAGGCGUGCCUACCUUAAUUACAUCUGACAACGCAGCUCAUUACAAGUUACUUUCUGAAAUUCUUCAAGACCCAUAUUGCAUAGAAAAGGAGAUUAAAUGGAAAUUCAUACCGCAAUUAGCCCCAUGGCAUGGAGGAUUUUACGAAAGGUUGAUUGGCUUAACCAAGAAUUGUAUGAAGAAAACCUUACAAAAACACUUAUUGAAUGACAGCCAGCUGGCAACAACAGUUAAGGAAAUAGAAGCAGUACUUAACACAAGACCUUUAACCUACGUGGAUUCAGAACCUGACCACGUAUUAAAACCCUCAGACUUUCUUACCAUGGGAAAAUGUAUCGUAAUGGAAACGUCGAGCAUGGAUCCUAUUACGUCACAUGGGACAGUAACCAAAGACAAUCUAAUUAAAGGUUGGAAGAAAGCGCUCAUCAUUCUACGAGAAUUCAAAGAGAUGUUUGAGAACAGGUAUCUCCUAAAUUUGAGAGAAAGAUACUCCCAUCAUCCUAAGGAGCCUAGAGUGACUUCAAAAUUAACGCCAAAAAUAGGUCAGAUAGUGCAAAUAAAAGGCGACACGAAGAAUAGGAUCAAUUGGAAAGUUGGGAAAAUAGUAUCUUUAAAGGAAGGCGCCGAUGGUUUAUGUAGAGUAGCCACGGUCCAAGUAGGAGAUACAAUAUAUACAAGAUCUAUCGCGCAUCUCUACCCGUUAGAGAUCGAAGAUGGAGAGGAACAGUGUAAACAAACGUCACAUGAAGAAAGCGUAGAAGAAUCUGUACAGGUUCCUGACGUCCCACAUCCAACAAGAAGGGACGACGUGAUGAAAGAAUCCACUAACGACGUUCUUAAGACUUCUGAGCAGAAAUCUUAUCAAUUAACAGAAUUAAACGAGUCAGAAGAAAUACCGUCUGAUUCAGUCUUAUUAGAGCCUGCAUCUAGUCAGUUACACGAGCCUGAGCCUAAGUCCAUACCCGAACCAGACCCACUCGCAGUCAAAGACAUGACGUUCUGCGAGAACACUGAUCCUGAAACGCACCACCUAGAGAACAUCGCGUCGGCUGAACAUCACGACGAGUCCAGACCUAAGAGAGCAGCGGCGCUUCGUGCUCUUGAGAAGAUUAAGGAGUGGACCAGCAACUUAGUCGCAGUUUUGCUGCCUGUAGUGGGGAGUGUCGCGACCAACGCGAAACUAUAGAGCCCCAAGAAUAUUCCCCUGCGGCAACACUGGCGGCGCCCUCUGGGUGGAGCCAUAAUCACGGAGUGACAAUCAGCCGCCGUAACAUAAAAGCAAGCGAAGCAGAUCAGAGGCUCACCUGGCCCCGAGAAGGUUGGGACAGCGUGAGCGUGGAUGAGGAAUCAUCUAUAGAAGUGUCAGGUAUGUAUACCAU